GGAGGGCCAGGAAGUGACGGCCAUACCCGCGGAGUCGGCGGAAUCUGUGAAGUCGGCGACGUCUGCUCCGGCCCUGCGUUCUUGGGCCCUGGGCGAUGGAGAACGGAGGGGUUUACAGAGAGACCACAGAGGCGCACCCGGCCUCCGCCAGAGGCCCCCGUAGCAGCCUCGCCAUCUACUUCACCCUGGGCCGGCUCAAGGGGCGCUGGGGCUACAAAUUCUCGCAGCUGGUGCUGUCUCUUUUGGCCUUUAUCUGUGAGGAGAUUGUGUCACAGUGUACUUUGUGUGGAGGGCUUUACUUUUUUGAAUUUGUGAGCUGCAGUGCCUUUCUGCUGAGCCUCCUCAUGCUGAUAGUGUACUGCACGCCGGUUUACGAGAAGGUUGAACUCGUGAAAGUCAAGUCAUCGGAUUUUUAUAUUACUUUGGGAACAGGAAUUGUGUUUUUGUUGGCAUCCAUCAUUUUCGCUUUAACACAUGACAAUACCUCAGCUGAAAUUUCUGCAGUUGUAUUUGGAUUUUUGGCAAGUCUUAUGUUCCUGUUGGACUUUAUCAUUAUGCUAUGUAAAAAGCUCCAGGAGCCCCGGCCAAGGAAACCUGAGGCUACCCCCAGGAGCGAGCAUGUCACCGAACCACUUAACGCUUAAAGACUCAGGGAACAGGUGUCACGUACGGCGGUGAGUGUGCGGUGCCUGGGGCCUGGCAGCAGCGCGUGUAUAAGUUGUGUUGUUGGUAAACCACUUCUUUGGGAGAGGAAAGCGGUUGGAUCGUUUGAUCAGUAUUCAUCAGACAGUGUGUCAGUCACCGCAAAUUGGGCCAGAGGGGUUUUGGUUUUGUUUUUGGUUUUUAAUUUUUUUUUGUAAUAGUUGAAACUUGUGUCAGAUGAAGUUUUGUUUUGCUUUUUGGAGGUGAGAGCAGUUGUUUCUUAAGUAUCACAGAGCUCAAUUGAUGGUAAAUUAUUCUGUCAUCGUCACUAGGUUUGGCUUCCAAAUUAUGCUUUAUAGCUGUGGAAACACAUGAUUAAUUAAGUGCAUCCAUUCUUUUUUUUUUUCAUUUUUUAAUUUGUUUAGCUGUGACUGUUUACGUUGCUUUUGAUGAUUAGAUCACGUGUGUAUUUACAAGAUCAAUAUUUUAAAUGCUGGUCUAGGUUUUUUUCCUUCAGAUAUAAUACCCAGGCUUUACUGUAUCUCACUCAGCCUUAAAAUUAUACUGUAACAUUUUAGGAUAAUUAUAAUUAACUCUUAGACCUUUUUUAGCCUAACAUAAAAUGUGUGGGAGAUGUUGAUACUUUAUGUUAUAAAAGCAACAACAUUAGCAACCCCAUGUUCAAACUGCACUUUGAUUGUUGAGAGCAGGUUAAAAAAAUCUUUAUAUAAUUUGACAUAGAAAAAUGGAAGAAACUGGUAUUGUGCCUAAAGACCAAAGAAAAGAAAGAUAAACUUUUUGCAGAUACAGUGAGAGUAGUUGUAAAAGCAGGCUUCAGCCACUUCUUCAGCGUCUGAAGAGAUGAGUUCAUACUACAAGACGGCGGUUUGUUCCCUUUUGCUAUACUAUCAUUUCUACUGAAAUUGGUACAGCUUCGCAGGUUCUGUUCAGUGUUUUCUUGGGAACCAACCUUCUUUUUAAAGCCCUAACCUUUGAUCUUUCAUUUGAGAACCUCCCCUUUCUGUCUCCGUAUCAGAACCGUUUUGGCAUCUGGCCCAGGAGGGCCUGUGGCUCUGCCUCUUCCUUGGUGCCAGUUGUCUUUUAGGUCGUCCAGAAUCUUGGGCCCUUGUGCUUGCGUAGAGUGUGCAGCCAGGUCUUUAGGGUUCUUGUUCCCACUUAGGCAUUGCUCUGGUUUCUCUUUGGAGGAGACCUUCUUGAGAAAGUGGAUAUCUAGAGAAUCCUGCUGAGGUUCAUACCAUUGAGGUGGAAGGGAAGGGAGUAGUCAAACCAUUCUCGGGAGACACUUUAUAACCAGUUCUGAUCAUUUGGAAGAAUUAUCUGUUGCUGGUAGACUCUCUUGGAGCCGGCCAGAUAGGGCACUUUGAGGGAGACCUUUCUGACCAAGUUGUUCACAAACUAGGCUUUUCCUGUUCUCCUGCUAGAUUUCUGACUCAGGACUCUAGGGUUAAGGCAGUGAGCCCAUGCAUCAGGUCCUUCAGUACUUUGGUGGAAGUCUCCCGGGCCAGGCGGGCUAGGUUUUCUGUCUGAACAAGUGGAAUCGUGUUUUCAGUGAGACAGUUAAAUGAUCCCAUCCUUCUUAAAUUUCUCAUCUGCCGUUUGUGUGUUGUUGAUGGGUUUCAACUGCGUGAAUAUGGCUAAAUGGGUUCUCCAAAAUGGGUCAUCCUGGCCAGACAUGGCUUCUGCUCUGUCUUACUGACUCAGAACCUUAUCCAUCUGUGUCAGAGUUUGGAUGCUAGUGCUAGUGGUGAUGCCACCCCUACCUGCUUGGGAGAUAAUGAAACCAGUCAUAUGGAUGCUGCUCUUACUGGGCGUGCCGUCUAAGAAAGGAGAAAUAGCCUGGGUCUUGGGUCUAAGAAUAAAGACUGUUUCAAAGAUAAGCAGCUCAUGGUAGGCAAGUUCUGGAAUUUCAUAUCAAACUAUACCAUUGUCAUUUUAAGUGCCAUCUUCACCCAGCUGGGAUUCACAGCAAACCAUCUGGGCCACCUCAGGGACCCCACCCGUGCACUGGGCUUAGUUGAGUUUGGCAGACUGUCCUCAGCUGGCCUCACAGACACAGCACGUUGACACUGAGCUUAAGCUCUGCUUGUUCUGAGGUUUCACUUCCAUUUGUUUCACUGGUGCAGAAAUGGACCUCUUAGCUGGCCCCCCAAUCCUCUCCUUUUCAAGAUACAUUCACCGGUAUUUCUGGCCCCUCUAGAACCUUUCUUCACACUGUUUUCUACCAGAUCCAUGACUGAUUAGCCUCCCUCUUCUAUUGUAGAAGGAAUUAGGAAUAAAAAGACCUUUGUGGUAAAUAAAAAGUUCAAGGAGAACUUGGGACCAAAGCCACUGUUAUGUAUAGAAAAGGGCAAACUCAAUAUAAAACUCAAAUUUAAAAUAAUUUUUUAAAUCAAUGGAUAUGGUAAAUUUGUUAUUUUACAAAUAAACUGUUUAGAAUGGUUCUUAAAAAUUAUAAGGGGAAUGUGCAUAUAGUAGAAAAAUUUUAUAAUUGCUAUGCUUAUGUUCUGUUUGGAGACCGGGAAAUGUAUUUUUACAUUGUUUAUAGCCAAUCAUUUUUGUAUUUAUUAAUUAUGUAUCCUGUGUCUUUUAUAUCUCUCUCAAUGUCAAAUUUUGUAGUCUUCUUUUUAAAUAAAUCCACUUUCUUCAUA
This is a messenger RNA of Vicugna pacos (alpaca), 3311 nucleotides long. It is a transcript of the gene CMTM6, whose product is annotated as CKLF like MARVEL transmembrane domain containing 6. Lineage: Eukaryota; Metazoa; Chordata; Mammalia; Artiodactyla; Camelidae. Gene Ontology annotation, cellular component: membrane. The record is from RefSeq and is a predicted model, not a curated record.